Molecule: messenger RNA, 1246 nt
Organism: Gadus macrocephalus (Pacific cod)
Lineage: Eukaryota; Metazoa; Chordata; Actinopteri; Gadiformes; Gadidae
Product: zinc finger protein 862-like
Exons: 3
Coding region: 451-1068 (205 amino acids)
Molecular function (GO): protein dimerization activity
Source: RefSeq, a predicted model, not a curated record
UCCAGACCACGCUUGCUCAGCAUGGAGAUGAUGAGUGCAGAUUCCAGGUUAGGAUGAGUUUGUUAGGAUCUAAGGGAAACAAAUGUUUCGAGGAGAAAUGUGAGAAUCAGUCACUGUAUGAAAAUUAGUGUAGGUCUAUUCAGUUUAAAGAUUUGGAGAAAUGCAGUCUUUAAAACAAUUUUGUGUGUGAUUGUGUGUCACAAUUGUUAAGUUGUUUAUAUUUUAUUGUUAUCAUUUAUGUUCUGCCAUUGACUGUCGCUUAUUCAUCUGUUUAUUUUUAUUAAUAUCAUUUUAUUGUUAUAUGCUUUGGCAAUAUAAGCACUGUCUUGUCAUGACAAUAAAGCUAUUUAAAUUAAAUUGAAAUUGUGUGUCUCUCUCUGAAAGGGAAUACCACUGAAGGGGAAUCUGACAGGUCUCACAGACCUCACCCAUCCCCAGCUGAAGAAGCACAUGGAGGCGGCCAUCAACAUUGGUGUGACUGAGCUAAAAGCCAGGUUUGGUGGGCUCCUGAAUGAUGAGGCUGAAGUCAAGACCCAGGUUCAGGCCUUCAAAGUCUUCAACCAUGACACAUGGCCAGAUGACCUGGGCAGCCUUCUGACCUUUGGUGAUGGUGAUGUGGCAGACCUGGUGAGGCAUUUCAGAGAGCCUCUUGAGAGAUCAGGGUGUGACCUGGCGGCUGUUCAGGACGAGUGGCAGGGACUGAAGAUUUUGGUCAGUCAAAGCUUCAAGGACAAGUCCUACAGUGGCCUGUGGGAGACAAUGCUCACCAAGGAGCCAUACAGGGAGGAUUACAAGAACAUACUGGAGUUGGUGCAGCUGAUGUUAGCACUGCCCAUUUCAGCUGCUCAGUGCGAGAGGGGCUUCUCUGCACAAAACCGUAUAAAGAGCUCCAAAAGAAGCAGCCUUGCAGUCUCCACCACCGAAGACCUCAUGAGGAUCACCCUGGAGGGGCCAAGUCUUGAGGACUAUGAUCCAAGUCCUGCUGUGGACCGCUGGAUGAACUCAGCCAAGCGUGCCAGGCGACCUGACUACAAAAAAUUGUGGGACAGAGAUAUUCUCUGCGUUUAAUUGCAGUAGGCCUUAUGAUGGCACUGUGGUAUAUGUUUAAUGUGUGUUACUGAUUUGACUGUUAAUAAUAAAAUUGUGUUAUUUAAAAAAUUUCAUAGUGCUCCUAAAUCUUUUCUGUGCUCCUAAAUUUUUUCAUUUAGGAGCACCUGUGCUCCUAGUGAAAAAGCUAAGCGUACAG